CGCCCGCUCGUGUAGGCCCAUUGGGCGCGCUUCAAUUUGUCUCACUUAGCGUGUGCGGACUAGGUUUCUAUGCGUUAUUAUUCUAAGCAUAUACCUACAUCGAUGUCACGUCUGGUUUUAUAAAUUGAUGUGCGAGAGAAGUGUGUUGAGAACCAAAGUUUUAAAUUAAAAUUCAAUAUUCUAAUGCUUAAAAAUCACUUUGCACAUUGAGUACGGAAUGUUAUUGUGAUAAUUUAAAGACAAUUUAAAAAUGAACUAUUGCAUAACAGUAUUUCAGGGGCUUAUAUUUUCGCUUCAAUGUAUGCCAAAGUUCGAAGCAUUUACGUUGUCUCAGGCACUACCGGUAAACAAUACAAGAAAGGUGGUGAACAGGACGGUAGACAGGAGGCAAGGUAGUGGAGAAUCAACUGUAGGAGCAAUUAGACGAAAUGAAAAUGAACGCGGGAGGCUUGGACCCACUUGGGGCCCCAGUUACCGUCCUCACUACGGUUAUGAACCUUAUUGGGCGGCCGGCAACUGGGUUAACAAAGAAGCGGUGAAACCGCCAACAAAAGAGGAGUUCGUCAAAUUUAUAGAAUAUAACGGUACAGGACCAACACCUGAGGGCUACAGAGGCACUGAGCAUUGUCCCAUCCCGUGCCCAAAGUUAUAUAGCGAGUCAGGUCCCGUGUGCGCGCGCACGUCUGUUCUUGAGGUCUUCGAAGUCCUGUCCAUUCAAUCGGCUGGUAUAUACUACAUUGGAGGGGCGGAGUGGAUCCACAGAAUAUUUGAAGGAGCCGAAGAAAAUAAACAAAAUCUUAUAAUUGAUGAUUUCAGACGGGACACUGACAGAAACGCCUUAGAGAAGCGUAAACAAAACAAUAACGACGCUUUUAACAACUCAGACAUAGCACAAUGGAAGGAAGAUUAUUAUUACGCACCUACUUCAGGUUAUGAGCCAUACUGGAAGGGUGGAGACUGGGUGUUGGUGGAUUGGGAUCAGUUGAAGUCACAGAGCGGAGUGCCUACAUACAGUCCACGUAUACAACGAGAAGAUCCUAAGUAUUGUGAAAAGCCUUGUCCAGAAAUAUUUCUCAAAAAUCCUACACCUGUAUGUGGUGCUCGAAUAUCUUAUAAUCAAUACGUAACAUUUAAGAGCAUGUGUGAAUUUUUACAAGAAAGAUGCGAUUAUGAAUAUUGGAAACUAACCAAGCACCCAUGGCAGUUGUGGAGAUUUUGGUGGUGGGGUUUAACUUGGCAAUUUUUACAUGAAGGACCGUGUACAAAUGAUUACGAAAACAAUUGGAACAUCAGUGGAGUCAAUGUUGGUUGGAGACUUCCAGGCCACCUGCAGCAUUUAGGGAAUCGAUUCUUGCCUCAAAACUUCAAUUUCACUCCAAUACCUUUAGGUCAAACGGCGAAUUUUUUCAGGUUUCCCUUUUAGUGAGCAUCAUUUACUUUAAAUUACAGCUACUUUAAAUUACUUUUUUUUAAAUGAGAAAGAGUUGGGUAAUUCUGCAAACGGAAUAAAAUAGGGCACAUCUAACAUUUUUAUCAAAAUUGAGAACAUACUCCGGAUCAGGAAAUAAAUGC
Hyposmocoma kahamanoa is the source of this 1572-nucleotide messenger RNA. RefSeq lists its product as uncharacterized. The record is from RefSeq and is a predicted model, not a curated record. Lineage: Eukaryota; Metazoa; Arthropoda; Insecta; Lepidoptera; Cosmopterigidae. The coding region runs from base 251 to 1423 and encodes 390 amino acids. The transcript has 9 exons.